Molecule: messenger RNA, 2943 nt
Organism: Culicoides brevitarsis
Lineage: Eukaryota; Metazoa; Arthropoda; Insecta; Diptera; Ceratopogonidae
Gene: Nep3
Product: endothelin-converting enzyme homolog
Exons: 10
Coding region: 419-2785 (788 amino acids)
Biological process (GO): proteolysis
Cellular component (GO): plasma membrane
Molecular function (GO): metalloendopeptidase activity
Source: RefSeq, a predicted model, not a curated record
UUGUUUUCAGUCGUUAUCGUUACUCGUUUGCUUUCGGAUAUUCGUUUUCCUUAUUUUCUUCACGACCCAUAAUAAUAAAAAAAGAAAUAAAAAGGGGAGACAAUUUCAUUAGAAAGACACGACAACAACAAGAAAAUCCUUCAUCACACUUGUUUCACACUCCAUCAUAUUUUAUGUGGUCGUUGGUGCCUGUGUUGUGUGAAGUGAUUUUAAACAGAUGUUUUUAUCGUAUCGUUCAUGUUGGACCGAAAGUACAGUGAAAAUAUACACAAAUUUUCCGGCAUUGUAAACAAGAAACAUAUACACACGACUACAAGCAACACGCAAAUGCAAUUCAUCUCUUUCUGACACCGGUUCCAGUUUUCACAAUUUUUCCGAACAAUGCUGUGUGUCGAACCAUUUUCCUGAACAACUCGAGAUGACGCGCUAUAAGCACACAGAAUUCGCCGAUGAGGAUACCAGUAGUGUUGGUUCCAUUCAUCUUAACGAAGCCACCAGUCCAGCGAUGCACAUUCGGUAUCAUUCAGUUAGAACAUCUUCCUUGUGGACAAGUCGUACAUUCAUUGAGAAAUGUCUCAUUUGUCUCGUGUUGUUUUUACUUGUAAUCUUGUUUAUUUUGGCGGUUAUUCUUGCCACGGACCGGGGUGACUCGUCUAAACGUAUUCUGCAUGUGCAGCCACAUUCGCGCGAAGAGGGACCAUGUUUAGAGGAGAGUUGUAUUCAUGCCGCUAGCUCGAUUCUACACUCGAUCGAUCAAAGUAUCGAUCCCUGUGAUAAUUUUUACGCGUAUUCCUGCAAUCAGUGGAUCAAGAAUAAUCCGAUACCCGAUGGCAAGAGUAUGUGGGGCACUUUUGGAAAGUUGGAGCAGCAAAACCAGCUUGUCAUUAAGAACGUGCUCGAACGUGACUUUGAUGAGUUCAAGUCAAAAGCGGAAUUGAAGGCGAAAUUGUAUUACGAGUCGUGUUUGGAUGAGAACGAGGUGAUGGAAACUUUAGGUGCGAAGCCAAUGUUGGAUCUUUUGGAAAAGAUUGGCGGAUGGAAUAUCACUAAAAGUGGUUUCAACAUAUCAACUUGGUCACUGGAGACGACAUUAAUGAAGGUACAAAACGAGUAUAAUAUGGGAGGCUUGUUUGGAUGGGCUGUCGGCGAAGAUGACCGACAAUCUACGCGGCAUGUCAUACAAAUCGAUCAAGGAGGACUUACACUUCCGACACGCGAUAAUUACUUAAACAAAACAGCACAUCAAAAGGUCUUGGACGCCUAUUUGGAUUAUAUGACUAAAGUGGCUGUUUUGCUGGGCGCAAAUGAAUCAGAUGCCAAAAUUCAAAUGCAAGGCGUUAUUGAUUUUGAAACUGAAUUAGCAAAGAUCACAAUUCCUUCCGAAGAUCGGCGUGACGAAGAAGCCAUGUAUCAUAAUAUGACAUUGGCAGAACUGCAAGAUUUGGCACCCUUCAUUGAUUGGCGUGCGCACUUUGACGACGCCUUUCGACGUGCAUUCAAGGACAAUUAUUCCUCAGCUACAAAAAAAUCUCGUAAGAUAACGGAAAAGGAGCACGUUGUCGUGUAUGCACCACAAUAUUUGCACAAUUUGACCAACAUUAUCAAAAAAUACCAGAAUACCACUGAAGGAAAAAUUGUUUUAAACAACUAUUUGGUAUGGCAAACGGUCCGAUCGUUUACUGCUUGUCUUUCCAAGGCAUUCCGUGAUGCCUAUAAGGGACUUAGAAAGGCACUUAUUGGGUCUGAUGGUGGUGAAGAACCAUGGCGAUAUUGUGUCACAGAUACAAACAAUGCAAUUGGCUUUGCUAUCGGUGCAAUGUUUGUGCGAGAAGCUUUCAAUGGCAAAUCUAAGCCGCAAGCUGAACAGAUGAUAAAUGAAGUUCGAAACGCAUUCAAAGCAAAUUUGGAACAUCUCGACUGGAUGGAUGAUGAAACUCGUAAAUUAGCGGAAGAGAAAGCAGAUGCCAUCACAGACAUGAUCGGAUAUCCCUCGUAUAUUCUGGAUGCCAAGCAGCUAGAUGAGAAAUAUCGCGGGCUAGAUAUAAAAAAUGAUACAUACUUUAUGAACAACAUCGAAAUCAAUCGAUACAAUUUGCGGAAGAACCUCGAAAAGUUAGAUGAACCUGUUAACAAGACACGAUGGGGAAUGACACCUCCUACUGUGAAUGCGUACUACACACCGACGAAAAAUCAAAUUGUUUUUCCUGCUGGAAUCCUACAGUUGCCAUUUUAUGAUAUCCUGAACCCGAAAAGCUUGAAUUUUGGUGGAAUGGGAGUUGUUAUGGGGCAUGAAAUCACACAUGGAUUUGAUGAUCAAGGCCGUGAAUAUGAUAAGGAAGGAAAUUUACAUCAAUGGUGGAAUAAUGCCACAAUUUCUCGUUUUAAGAAACGCACAGAUUGCUUUGAAAAACAAUACAGCAAUUAUUCGAUCAAUGGUCGCAAUUUGAAUGGAAAACAAACAUUAGGGGAAAACAUUGCCGAUAACGGAGGUCUCAAAGCUGCCUUCCAUGCUUUUAAAAGCACCAAGCGGACAGACUCUCGUGAUACAUUGUUACUUCCUGGCGUUAAUUUAACGCACAAUCAACUAUUCUUCGUGGCUUUUGCACAAGUAUGGUGCACAUCAGCCACAGUCGAAACAACAAACCUACAAAUCGAAAAGGACCCCCAUUCGCCGCCCGAAUUUCGUGUCAUCGGUUCCCUAUCAAACUUCGAGGAAUUCGCGAUGGAGUUUAACUGUGCCCGUGGAUCUCGUAUGUAUCCGAUUGAUAGAUGCGAAGUUUGGUAAGGCAACAAAAAAAACGACCCGUACAAAAAUUGAUACCAAAGAAAAAAAAUCAAAGAACUAUUAAAGGACCCAUCGUUACAAAAUGGUGACAUUUUUCUCCAAAUACCUAUAUACACUAAAAAAUAAGAUUUUAUGUUGAUUGUGUAUAAAUGUUUCAA